This is a messenger RNA of Electrophorus electricus (electric eel), 4774 nucleotides long. It is a transcript of the gene nfil3-2, whose product is annotated as nuclear factor, interleukin 3 regulated, member 2. Gene Ontology annotation, cellular component: nucleus. Gene Ontology annotation, molecular function: DNA binding; DNA-binding transcription factor activity. Gene Ontology annotation, biological process: circadian rhythm; regulation of DNA-templated transcription. NCBI's taxonomy places the organism in Eukaryota, Metazoa, Chordata, Actinopteri, Gymnotiformes, Gymnotidae. The record is from RefSeq and is a predicted model, not a curated record.
AGAGAGAGAGUGUGUGUGUUAUGCAACUAGUUAUGCAACUGUGACCUACUAACAUAUAUUUCGAGACAGGCAGCGAGGGAGGGACGAUACUGGAGCACCUCAACAACAUAGCACGAGGAACCAAAAUACGAGACACUGAAUCCAUGCCCGCAUACAAGCAGCAAGCACGGAGCUAGAACUGUGCGGGAAUCACUUUGAAUUUCUUAUCAAAUUGUGCAAGACCAAUAACGGCUAGAAUACAGGCGCAACCAACGGACGAGCUGUGGCGAUUAAUUUGGAUAGCUGCAGGAGCCUCAAUGCCUUUUAUCGCACAGCCAGCUGGAGGCUCAGAGAGAGGCUGCACCCUUCUCCCCAAGAGGCUGAUGAGCUGAGGCAGACUGAGUGACCUACAUCCUACAAUACGCCUGGAGCAUCAGGGGCACAUCUUUGACAGCUCGACACAGCCCUGGUGGGAAAGAAAAAUCUGAAAACAAACAAAGAGAAAGGGUCAGGGAGGCUCUGAGCUAAUUGUGUCACAUUCUCCAGAUUUCAAGAAUUUUUAGCCCCUUUCCCACCCUGCCUGACUUUGUCCUACUUGCUGUGUAUUGAAAUUUUUGGAGUGCUUAACCUUUGGAGUGUUGAAAUUAUUGGAGUGCUUAGCCCUCUCGAGUGACAGACCACUGCCCACAGUGAGGCCCUCAAACAUCAGUUAAAUGCAGGAAACUGUCACAGAAGCUCAGCUCUUCUUGAUCUUUUUAGCCAAUCUGGACACCUGAAACAACUAGAAUAUUAUCUUAUUGCAUUGCAGGAAUAUCAACAAAAUCAAUGAGGUUCACCCUACCUGAAGUUAAAAUACCUCAUAAGACAUUUGCUGAUCCAGCUACCUGGAAAGACAAGACUACUCAAAGGAGAGCAAUUUUACAGCCAAUUUGGAACCACCUUUCCCCCAACACCCCAUCCCUAAUAUUCCCACUAAUAUAUGGUUUUAGUGGUAGCAACUAGAUUCCAAGCUGGAUUCCUCUGAAAAACGAUGGAAAGCUUAAAUUCACAGAUCCCAGUAAAUUCUAGUGCUGGUAAAACCCUAGAGGACCUGGAAACCUUCUCAGACUACAGCAACACCCUUCCCUCACCCGAGGGCAACACUCGCCCAGUUCGGCUUUUAAAAUCCAAACCAAACAUGACCUGCCGCCGCAAGCGUGAGUUUAUCUCUGAUGAGAAGAAGGAUGCCUCCUACUGGGAGAAGCGACGCAAGAACAACGAGGCAGCUAAACGCUCCCGGGAAAAACGACGACUCAAUGACAUGGUCCUGGAGAACAGAGUUAUUGCACUGAAUGAUGAGAAUGUACGCCUAAAAACAGAACUCCUGCAGCUAAAACUCCGGUUUGGCCUCAUCAGUGCAGCCUCCUACAUGGAGAAGAGCCAGCAGAUUGGAGGAACAGUCAGUGGCACUACUGGAGGUUCUCCUUCUUCUUCUUCUUCUUCUUCUUCUAGUCAUUUCUACCCUAAUGGUUACUCCACUGGUUCACAUGUGGUAAUGAACUCCGAUUCUUCUGAGGCUGAACAGUCUGGCCUAGGGGAAGGACAUACCCAGUUGGUUAAGUACUCUCCUCGGGGUUCUCUCUCAGACAUGUCUGAUGGCUCUUCCAGUGACAGCCCAGAACCAAUGAUCUAUGACAUCAAACAGGAAGGAGCAGGGCUGGAGACAGAAAUUGCAAAUGGAACCACCACACAGAUCAUGUUCAACAUGCAUCGGGAGUUGCCCACACCACAUCAUCAACAUGCCUUUCAGUCAGGAUAUCACAACCACCAACAGCAGUGUCGGCACCAGGAGACCAUAGUCAGUGCUGUGGCACCUCCACUGCAGACUGCUCAGAGAAGUGUCAUUCUCUAUCGUUCCAGGAGUAUCUCAUAUCCUAUAGAGAGUUCAAGGUCUCAGGAAACAGCUCAACAGAACCUGCCACAAAACCUGCCUCAGUCUACAGAUCUGCAGUCUACUAGCACUGAAAGCCUAGCUGAAGUGACAAAACAGCUUGAGAGAAAGACCUUAGAUUCUCCACCUUAUGAGUAUGCAGAUGGAGAUGUGGCAGAGAGACAAGUGUAUAGGACCCAUCAUCAGCGGCCAACUCUUGAUGCUCAAAAGGCUGAUGCUAUGGUACCAGAUCUUCUCCACAGACAAGAGGAGGUUGAUGAGGCACAGCUGUUCAGUAUCUCCUUUCCCAGUGUACAGGAUGAUGAGCCUCCAGUGCUGACCUAUGAAGGAGGACCCAGAAAUGAAGGGUACUAUCAGGGUCACUCAGGAAAGGACACCUCCUCAAGUGAUGGUGAUCCCCGCAGCUCUGACAAAGAUGCCUCCACUGAUGAUGAGUGCCCAUCUUCAUCUUGUUCUGACACAGGCAGCUACCACCAGCAGUCACCUUUGGUUGGAGGGCCAAAUUCCUCCCCACAAAGCCAAAGCAGGGAGAGCCAGGCAGAGGUCAAAGGCACCGCACUACCACACAAACUACGCCUUAAGCACAGGGCGCUGAGUAAUGGUGGCACAGCAACUCAAGAAUUACCAAUGACACCACCUGCUUAUGUGCAGCCAUUACCUCAGCACCCAUACCUGGCCUUGCCCCAGUCCAGCCAGCAGCCUCAGGCUGGUAAAGAGAGAGAGGGCCAGCAAACCACAGAGUUCUGCAAGCACCCCAUCUCAACAGAGGAGAGACAGGACUGUGGGAAGAAAGAUCCUGGUGCAUGCAAUACCAGGAAUAAGAGGAAUAACUAAGAAUGAGGGACACUAUGGGACCCAUUGUGGGCAGUUCCCUCAGUGUGUGGGGCUACUCCAAUGCCUUGAGACUAUUUCACCUAUUCACCGGCAUUAUCCUUUACCUCUUCCCAACUCCUGUCUUUGUGCCCUGGGACCAGAGUUGUGAACAUGGCAAUGUCAGCCCCAAAAGCAGGGCAGAACCUUUUAGUGCACUGUAUUAUAUUGUUGAGACUUCUCUGCUUCUUCUCAUGUAAUUACAGAAGCACUUUUUUAAUGGGACAAACAAAAAAUUAACUCCACAUUUCUCCUGUGCUCAUUUUAUUAUAACACAAUGUCAGUGUAACACCAAACAUGGCAAUAUCAGUCAUUUGUGAGGUAUUAUAACUCGCUCACUAAUUGUAAAUAUACAACUUUAAAUGUUCCUAAUGGUUUGUGUCCAUAUUCACACCAAACCAGAGGGUGGCUGUUCACCACAAAACAUACCAAACAUCUGAAAAUUCUGGGAAUGUUCCCUUGACCAAAGAAAGACAAUGGCUUUAAAUUCUAUACCUCUACCCUAGUUACUUGCCAUCUUCCCUAUUUCUGUUUCCCCAAACAUAGUCACAACUAAACCACCACCACUUUCACUUGUCUAAGCACUUGCUUUGUAUAUUACUGUGAUAUAAAUAUUAAAUAUAAAGUAUAUUUUAAGAAGAAAAUAAAAACAUUGUUAAAAAAAUAAGACUGUAAAAGGGCAGACAGGACUCAUGGAUGGCUCACGGAUUUUUCAUCGUCACAUACUGUAUAGUACCAUGUUUACUGUUUAAGAUGCAACUUAAGAUAAUUGAUAUUUUGUUCAUUUUUUAUUGUUACUUUGAAAGUUCUCAAUAUUUUCAACAACUUGCCUUUUUUAAGAAAAUCAAAAUGCCCCAAAUCCUGUUACUUUGAAUGUCACAGACACAAUACAAAUCUUUUCAGUGCAAUUAUAGACAUUUUCCAGGUUCUAUAACUUGUUAAAGCUAAACUUCUCCCCGAGUGUGCAUGGCUUUUACUCCAUUCUUACCUCCAGCUCUUUUCUUAAGGUUUGUCUUAUGGCCCCAAUUAUAAAUUAUGUCUAUUAACAGAAAUGCAUUCACAUGCAAAAUUAUAGAAAGAUAUAUUAUAAAAAUCCAUUUAUUAUUAGGCCCAAUCUUAAAUCAUAAAAGUGGUUAUAUACCAAAAAUUCUAGCAAUGAUGGUAAAAAUGAAAAGAUAUUAAGAACUAUAGCAACAAUAACCCAUAUUAAAAAAACAAAAAAAAAAAAAAAACAAAACAAAACAUCCAGCUCUCCCAAGAUUUGGUUCAUGGGAGUGGUAUCCUACUCACCUGAUGAAGCUGGUGUUUGCGCGCCAUUACCCACAGCUCUUGAACCCUUCACUUAAGCCCUUCAACUAGCUGAUGCUGCAUUUUCACAGAAUAUGCAGCCUUCUUUGGCCAUAACCUUCUAACUUUCAAAAUGAGCAUCAUAGUGAAUAAACAAGAUAUAGUAUAAGUAAGGACAAUCUAAAAUAUUUGAAAGACAAAGACAAAAAAACCUGAUACUCUUUCUGGUGUGUCUCAUUUAGAGACAACUCCCCCCUUGUCUUUUGUCCGUCAUCUUCAUGUCAUGUCUGACAUAUGGCACUUAUGUAUAAAUGUAAAGUUUCUCUUACCCUGGACAACACUGUAUUUUGUGCUUUUUUCAAUUACGUCUGACCUUUGCGCAAAGUGUUGUCUUGUUUUCCUUUUCCCUUGUUCACUGUGGUAUGUAUUUGGCAGCCCCCUUUUCACCCUCUUCCCUUUUAACCGCUUCCCCCUUGUUCUUUAAAGUGUAUUAAAUCAGUGGUGUUUGUGUUUUUCUGAUGGUUUGGUGAAAAAAAGAUUGAAGCAAGACUUGUGUGUUCUUAUGGAUCAGUCAGUGGCACCAUCGCCACUAGUUCUGUUUUGAAAUGGAUAUGUGAUGUAAAAACACUAAUAUUCAUAAAAAGAGGAUGGGUGCAUUUCAAAAAUGAAAAAAUGGAAUGUCAAUAAAAAACACGUUGCUUUUCUGAA